Molecule: messenger RNA, 1994 nt
Organism: Galeopterus variegatus (Sunda flying lemur)
Lineage: Eukaryota; Metazoa; Chordata; Mammalia; Dermoptera; Cynocephalidae
Product: trafficking kinesin-binding protein 1
Exons: 3
Coding region: 883-1761 (292 amino acids)
Biological process (GO): anterograde axonal transport of mitochondrion; neurogenesis; endosome to lysosome transport
Cellular component (GO): dendrite
Molecular function (GO): GABA receptor binding
Source: RefSeq, a predicted model, not a curated record
GCUAUUUGGUGCAGCAUCUUUUUUUAUUUUUUUAUUUUUUUCACUCAUGCUUGAGUUAUGAAUGAGGAUGACCUCUACAAUCAUGAUAUCUCCCAUAGACUCUAUUACUUUUUCCUUUGCCAGCUUUUCUGAUGCAUGGUCCUAACACUUCUGUGGUUUACUUUGAUCCAGACUGUAGUCUUCAGCUGCCUUAACAGUUAACUCAUUAGAACAUUAGAAGGAAAUAAAUUGAGGACAACUUGUUGCCAUUUCAUUUUCAUUAGAAAUCAAACAUCAUAGAGAUGGCACAGAAAUAGCUGGGGAGUAGGAAGGGGGACCCUGUGCUGAUUGCAACACUGUAUGUCAGACCAGACUUGUUCCUGGAGCACCCCAUCUCUGGAACUCUUGCCAUGUUGUUGAGGCAGCUGAGAUCUCUGUCUCCCACUCUGAUGAUCACAGAUAGACAGUAGUGGAACCAGCUUCCUUAAGCCCCUUUUUGUGCGAACAGAAAAGGGAGCCACGUGAGCCUCGCCCUGUUUCCAGGUGCCAAGUGCCUCUCCCUGCCCGCACCUCUCCCCUUCCCCUGGGCAGAAUUUUGGCACCUGUUUGCCAAUGAAAAGAAAUGUAAAGCAACAAAAGAAGAAAGCAGAUCUUGACUUCCGAGGAGGGAAACCAAAUUUACCCACAAAGGCCCAUUAGACCCCUCUGAACUGGAUCCACUACUGGCCCAAGAAUACUGAUGAGAAACCCUGUCUGGGUUGGGCCGGAAGCUGGAAUUCGAUGCUCUGCAGACCAGUGCUCCAAACUGUGGUUAUUUUUGAGGGACCACCUCCAAUCCAGAACAUUUGUGUUUCACCUUCCUCGCCCAGAUCCAGUUAACAAGCGCACCACCCUGGAAAGUGCAUGUCACAGACCAACUCCACCUUCACCUUCACCACCUGUCGCAUCCUGCAUCCUUCAGACGAGCUCACGCGGGUCACACCAAGCCUUAACUCAGCCCCAACUCCAGCUUGUGGCAGCGCCAGCCACUUGAAAUCCACGCCAGUGGCCACACCAUGCACUCCACGGAGGCUGAGCCUGGCUGAAUCCUUCACUAACACCCGUGAGUCCACAACCACAAUGAGCACAUCCCUCGGGCUGGUGUGGCUGCUGAAGGAGCGGGGCAUUUCCGCAGCCGUGUAUGACCCCCAGAGCUGGGACAGAGCUGGCCGGGGCUCCCUCCUGUACUCCUACACCCCCAAGAUGGCUGUGAUCCCCUCCACCCCGCCGAACUCACCUAUGCAGACGCCCACGUCCUCCCCGCCCUCCUUUGAGUUCAAGUGCACGAGCCCUCCCUACGACAACUUCUUGGCUUCCAAGCCAGCCAGCUCCAUCCUGAGGGAGGUGAGGGAAAAGAAGAACGUCCAGAGCAGUGAGAGCCAGACAGAUGUGUCCGUCUCCAACCUCAACCUCGUGGACAAAGUCAGGAGGUUUGGGGUGGCCAAAGUGGUGAACUCAGGGCGAGCCCAUGUCCCCACCUUGACUGAGGAUCAGGGACCUCUCUGUGGGCCCCCAGGACCAGCACAGGCUCUUGUCCCUAGAGGCCUGGUACCCGAGGGCUUGCCUCUCGGAUGCCCCACUGUCACCAGUGCCAUCAGCGGGCUGCAGCUCAACAGUGGCAUCCGACGGAAUCGGAGCUUCCCCACUAUGGUGGGAUCCAGCAUGCAGAUGAAAGCUCCCGUGACUCUAACCUCAGGCAUCUUGAUGGGUGCUAAGCUCCCCAAACAAACCAGCUUACGGUGAGGACGGGAGGGGGCCCAUUGCCCUGGAGGAGACCAACAUGCUCCGUGUCGCUCCCCGCCUCCCUCUCCCCCUGCAGCGUGCUCGCUUCCCCUUCCCUUCUCUGCCCCGCUCCUGAGCAUCAGCCUCGUGCCUAAUGGGGGAAGAGUGGAAACUUUGUAAAAUGUGUACAUAGGACUCGGAGACCUUGUAUCUGCCCUGUCCCCUCUUUGGACCCCACAGGGAGUGCCCCGCCC